Cryptomeria japonica (Japanese cedar) is the source of this 2079-nucleotide messenger RNA. Its product is annotated as zinc finger protein ZAT9. The coding region runs from base 206 to 1609 and encodes 467 amino acids. NCBI's taxonomy places the organism in Eukaryota, Viridiplantae, Streptophyta, Pinopsida, Cupressales, Cupressaceae. The transcript is spliced from 2 exons. The record is from RefSeq and is a predicted model, not a curated record.
UUGUUUUCUAUUUGGGAAGAAAUUAUCCCCCCUCCAUUCUUCACCGUUUGUUUAUAUUUAGAAUGUAUACACACUCCUCAACUGAAUUGAAUUGAGGUAAGAGUUAAGUUUGCAUCUUGCUUAGACAGCUGGCUCAGAUAUUGACUAGCGGUGCCGUUUUAAUUCACUGUAGAUCUGGGCAGGGUAUCAUACAAAUUGAGAUGACAUGUUUGCUGUAUGCAAAUUCAUGGAUUCAGAGAAUGUAAAGACCAGCGAGAUGCCUGUGGAAAAAGAGCGGCGGCUCUCUGAUUUUGAGAAGGGAGAUUUUGGCGGUGCAAUUGCUCUGCAAAAUAGGAAAUUCAGUGGAAGAGCACAGAUUGAAGGAGCAGAAAAUUUGAGGCAUUUCUGCAAGAUUUGCGAGCGGCGGUUUGCAUGCGGAAGGGCUCUUGGUGGGCAUAUGAGAAUUCAUGGCGACAGUGAGAAAUCAAAUCCGAGGGUAAUUGGUACAGAGGCCGCCAUGAAUGGGUGGUGUGAAGCUCCAGUGCAAGAUGGGACAGAUUUGAAAAAGAGGACAAAUGACCUGGCUUAUGCACUUCGUACGAAUCGGAAGCGGAGUUGGGUGUUGACGGAGCAAAGUGGUGCUUUACUCACUGGAAUGCUUGAGGAUGGUCGGCCGGCAUUAGUGGUUACCAGUUCACGGGCCUGUGAUGAAUGUGGAAAGGAAUUCUCCUCGUGGGAGGCUCUGCUCGCCCACAUGAAAUGCAGCCAUUCGGGGAAUCGUGAACAAAUCUUGUACCAGGAGAACCAGAGCCCUGUUUCACAGAUCCAACUACAACCGGCGGCGAAGGGCAAGCGGUCCAAGAGAGUGAAAUGCCCAGAUGACUGUCAUUCCCCUGCCGCAUCGGGAACCAAAUACAAUGAAGAGGAAGACAUGGCUAAUUGUCUGGUAAUGCUUGCCAUGGCAGGGAAAAGCAGCUCGUUGGAGAAACCCACGCAAGGGAAAACCAAAUUCUUAGAUGACAGUGAUAAGAUUGAUGGAACUGGUAAGAAGUACAAGUGUAGGACUUGUCAGAGAGUUUUUUCUUCGUUUCAAGCGCUGGGAGGGCACAGAGCAAGCAACCAUCAUUACAAUUGCUCUGCCCCUUCUAAAAUUGGAAACGACAGCAGCUGCUCAGAAGAUGAAAUCGUGACUAGGGAAGAGGGUCUCUUCACAGCAGAGACAGAGGGCUACUCUGUUGUUCUCCCUGAGAAGAGAAAAUGGGACCAAGAAGUUACAAACAAUGAAUCAGCUGCAAAGGGAAGGCUUCAUGAAUGCUCAAUUUGUGAGAGGAAGUUCUCAUCUGGACAAGCUCUGGGUGGUCACAAGAGGUGUCAUAGGACCACCAGUGCUGCAAUGGUUCAUUGCUCUCAAAUGCAGGAAAGUGUUGAACAAGACAAGACAUCCUUACUACCCCAUCAUAGAGGUCAGUUGAUAGAUCUCAACCUACCUGCUCCUUGUCAUGAUGAUCAAUACGAAGCAGAGCAUACUGACAAAGCUGCAACGCCCAUUCCCAAUGAUCUGGUCCAGAUGAUGAAGCCGAGAGUAUUAAAAGAGGAUUUGGCUAAUGACCAGGAUCUUCCAUUCCAUUAAAGUUCCACAGCAUGAUGUUUUGUUAAAAAAGAAAUCUGAUUGUUUCUGUCUCAGUUGUGAGUUUUUUCUGGCUCUCAUGCUUAGGUACAGCAGCAGCAGCAUUUCAAGAUUAUAACUGCAGACUCGUGAUUUUGUUUCAGCACGGAGGGGAAUUGAUGUUGACAGCUAAGCUAUAAACAAUGGACAUGAAAUCCAUAUGUGGCAUAUACCCUGCAAUUUGCUUACCUGCUUUUCAGUAGAGAUUUAGAAGUGAUAGGAAUUAGUUAAUUGUCAGCUCAUGUAAUUGAAAUUUUAUUGCUCUAAACAUGGUUCUGAAGGAGCCCAUUUCUUCAAUAUCAUGAGAUAAUGAAGUGAAUUAAAAGAAAAUGUUAGCCAAGAGAAACAGUACGUUUCAAGGCAAACUUCACUGACUUGGUUUUAACAGAAUAUUUUUAUGAAUAAAAGGUCCUUCCAAACUUUGUCAAGUAGGC